CUCUUAUUCCUUUUUUUUUUUUUAACUAACGGAUUAUUAUUGUUGUUGUUUUAAAUUUAGCUCUUAGGGCUUAGCUGUUUGGGUUUUUCUUUCGCUGCGCGGCCCCUGUCUCUCCGGCUUCCCGAGCGUGAGCGGAGCCGCCGCGGCCGGCCCGAGAGCCGCUCCAGCGCCCUCGCUCGCCUCCAGCCCGCGGGGAACGCGGUCCCCGCGCCGCCUUCAAAGUGAGGUCCGGGCGAGCUGUGAUCGGCGGGGACCCGGCCCUCGCCUCCUUCCUCGCGGGCGCUAGGGCUCCCUGGCCUCUUUUCAGAGCGGACGGAGAAGCGAAAGAGGAUCAUCCUCGGCUGGGCGGCCGCCUCCUCCCGGACUCAGCGCGCCGCUACCCGCGCCCCUACCCACCCAUCCACCCGGCCCGGCCGGGCUAGGCCGCGGCGGCCGCUAGGCGCACCCGGCCAGGAGGCCAGGAUGUUCGCCGCCGGGCUGGCUCCCUUCUACGCCUCCAACUUCAGCCUCUGGUCGGCCGCUUACUGCUCUUCGGCCGGCCCUGGCGGCUGCUCCUUCCCCCUAGACCCUGCUUCGGUCAAGAAACCCUCUUUCUGCAUCGCAGACAUCCUGCACGCCGGCGUGGGGGAACCGGGGGCGGCCCCGGAGGGCCUGGCGGGGGCCUCGGCCGCCGCCCUCACCGCGCACUUGGGCUCCGCUCACCCGCACGCCUCUUUCCAAGCUGCUGCCAGGUCCCCGCUUCGACCCACCCCGGUGGUGGCGCCCUCCGAAGUCCCGGCUGGCUUCCCGCAGCGGCUGUCUCCGCUCUCGGCCGCCUACCACCACCAUCACCCACAGCAGCCGCAGCAGCAGCAACCACCGCAACAGCAGCAGCCUCCGCCUCCACCGCGGGCCGGCGCCUUGCAGCCCCCGGUCUCCGGAACACGGGUGGUCCCGAACCCCCACCAUAGCGGCUCGGCCCCAGCCCCCUCCAGCAAGGACCUCAAAUUUGGAAUUGACCGUAUUUUGUCUGCAGAAUUUGACCCAAAAGUCAAGGAAGGCAACACCCUGAGAGAUCUCACGUCCCUGCUCACGGGCGGGCGGCCCGCGGGGCUGCACCUCCCCAGCCUGCAGCCCUCCGCCGGCCAGCUCUUCGCGUCUUUAGAUCCUAUCAACGAGGCUUCUGCCAUCCUCAGUCCCUUAAACUCGAACCCGAGAAAUUCGGUUCAGCAUCAGUUUCAAGACACGUUUCCAGGCCCCUAUGCUGUGCUCACGAAGGACACUAUGCCCCAGACGUACAAGAGGAAGCGCUCUUGGUCGCGGGCGGUCUUCUCCAACCUGCAGAGGAAAGGCCUGGAGAAAAGGUUUGAGAUUCAGAAGUACGUGACCAAGCCGGAUCGGAAGCAGCUGGCGGCGAUGCUGGGCCUCACCGACGCACAGGUGAAGGUGUGGUUCCAGAACCGGAGGAUGAAGUGGCGGCACUCCAAGGAGGCCCAGGCCCAGAAGGACAAAGACAAGGAGGCGGACGAGAAGCCGGCAGGCGGAGCCCCGGCUGCAGACGGUGAGCAGGAGGAGCAGAGCCCUAGCCGCUCCGAGGGGGAGGCGGAGAGCGACAGCAGCGACUCUGAGUCUCUGGAUAUGGCCCCCAGCGACACCGAGCGGACUGAAGGGGCCGAGCGGUCUCCACACCAAACCACGGUCAUCAAGACCUCGGUCGCCGGUGCAGUCCUCUCCGCCAGCAGUGGUGGGAGUGGUGGCAGCGGCGGAGGCAGCGGCGGCGGCAGUUUCAGCUUCAGCGGCCAUGGAGGCAGCAGUACCAGCGCAGGCAGCCUCGGCGGCAGCGGCGUGGCCCUGGAGCUGCUCCCUGCACCCCAGCCCACCCUCAGCAGCGCUCCCAAAAGCCCCGAGCCCGCUCAGCCACCGCUGGGAGGCCUAUAGACUGGCGGAGGGCGGAGGGGACUGGGUGCUGCGUGCAGACGUGCAGACGCGUAGCCUUCCAGCGUCGUAGCUGGAUCUCGUGCCUACUUUAUAGUGGCGGCCCGGACACGGCCAGAGACGCAGCGGUGGAGCCUCCGUCCCCACGUUCGCAUCUCGCCCCUCGCUGGCCGCCUGGUACAGCCCACACUUGAGUGGCUUGGGGAGACUCAGUGCCCCAGCUGGCCGGACACUCCUCCUGGAUACAAGCAGCUCACACUGUGACGAGUGACUCCCCAGUUCCUUCCCGCUCUAGGGGUCGCAAGGACAUGCUGCACUUAGGAUGCCACAAACUUGUAAAUAAAAUGUUUACUACGGUUUGUAAA
Phyllostomus hastatus (greater spear-nosed bat) is the source of this 2279-nucleotide messenger RNA. RefSeq names its product H2.0 like homeobox (gene HLX). The transcript is spliced from 4 exons. Gene Ontology annotation, molecular function: sequence-specific DNA binding; DNA-binding transcription factor activity, RNA polymerase II-specific. Gene Ontology annotation, biological process: regulation of DNA-templated transcription. Bases 463 to 1917 code for a protein of 484 amino acids. NCBI's taxonomy places the organism in Eukaryota, Metazoa, Chordata, Mammalia, Chiroptera, Phyllostomidae. The record is from RefSeq and is a predicted model, not a curated record.